Messenger RNA from Alternaria rosae, 458 nucleotides. RefSeq lists its product as uncharacterized. The record is from RefSeq and is a predicted model, not a curated record. Lineage: Eukaryota; Fungi; Ascomycota; Dothideomycetes; Pleosporales; Pleosporaceae. The transcript has a single exon. Bases 6 to 377 code for a protein of 123 amino acids.
CCAAGAUGAUGGACGACUGGGUGCGAAACCGCAAGUCAGUAACGACACGUCCUGACUUCGACGACUUUGUCGACUGUUACUGGAACAAUGAUUUAGAGGGGCUCGUCGAAGUGAACAAGAGCAGUGGAAGCGCAGAUGAAUUUGAGAUGAAACGGAAUGAGAUAGAGACGCAGCGGCAUCCUCUUCAGCACUAUCACAACGACACGUUAAGCUUCAUGCCGGCACAAAGCAACGAGAGACAGAUGAGAUGCUUGGUAGAUUACUCAAGUUACGAGCAUUUUCUCCUGGUUUUCGUACGCGAUGAUGAAGAUAGAGUGGUGGGAUUAGACUGGAUGAUGCAGGAGGGAUUCAAGGCAUUGCGGUACAACCGCAUGUAAUGGGAAAGUUGCUGUAGUAGUCUUGUAACAGACUCGAAAGCUGGAGAACAGAUCUUGAUAGGCCUUGUAGAAUUCAUAGCC